AUAAAUCAAAACAAUGACUCGCCGCCUCUCAUGCUUUUUGAUUAUCUUUGCAUUGUGUGCUGAGUUGAGUAAUGGAGCGGUUUUUCCGAAAGACUCUGUACAUUUUAACAACUCUCUUCAACCAAACAACAUUCUCAGGGUCCAUUGUAUCACAGACGAAGAUGAUCUAGGCGAUCAUUUCUUGAGUCAUGGGCAAACCUAUGAUUUCAGUUUUUACGAAAGUAUUUUCAAGACUGAAGUCAUUUGUGGCUUAUGGCAGGGACCUGGUUUCAAGUACUAUGCAUUGUUGAAGGCAUAUGAAGGUGGUGGUAUCAUUGUCCAUUAUGGUAAGAAAAACUAUUGGGAUGCAAGAGAAGAUGGUAUAUAUUUCACACAUGGUUUUUAUCCUCCCAAAUUAGAGUACAGGUGGUCAGCCUAUUCCCUUGCACCAACUUAUUAAAAAUGGAAAGAAAUAUAUGUAAUCCCUCAAAUGAAGUGGACUUUCG
Brassica oleracea var. oleracea is the source of this 485-nucleotide messenger RNA. RefSeq lists its product as uncharacterized. NCBI's taxonomy places the organism in Eukaryota, Viridiplantae, Streptophyta, Magnoliopsida, Brassicales, Brassicaceae. The transcript has a single exon. Bases 14 to 439 code for a protein of 141 amino acids. The record is from RefSeq and is a predicted model, not a curated record.